This is a messenger RNA of Xiphophorus hellerii (green swordtail), 5049 nucleotides long. It is a transcript of the gene arnt2, whose product is annotated as aryl-hydrocarbon receptor nuclear translocator 2. NCBI's taxonomy places the organism in Eukaryota, Metazoa, Chordata, Actinopteri, Cyprinodontiformes, Poeciliidae. Gene Ontology annotation, cellular component: transcription regulator complex; nucleus; cytoplasm. The transcript is spliced from 19 exons. The coding region runs from base 294 to 2441 and encodes 715 amino acids. The record is from RefSeq and is a predicted model, not a curated record. Gene Ontology annotation, molecular function: DNA-binding transcription factor activity; protein dimerization activity. Gene Ontology annotation, biological process: regulation of DNA-templated transcription.
CUAAAGUCUCGCGGUGUUACGAUUCAGACAUCUUGCAUUUUAAUAAGUCUAGUCUCUGAGAUAUUGCUGUUAUAGCAACAUUCACACUGUUCUUAUUUCCCACAAAGACGCGUUUGUUGAAGAACCGAAUCAUUUCCCUCCGCAUCAACGCGGGUGAAGUGGGAGGCUGGAAGAAGCUUCGAGUGCCAGUUCCACGGAGUGCAAACGGUUUCUAGCGGGGGGGGGGGGGUUCUCGCGCCGUAUUGUGCGUCAUCUCCAUCGCUUAGAUAUAUUUUUAUCCACGCAGUGACAACAUGGCGACUCCCGCUGCGGUGAACCCGUCUGAAAUAGCCAGUGAGCUGCCAGGUCCGGUAGCGAUGCCUGGAGGAGUUGGGAGUGGCCAGGUGAGAAUGGCAGGUGCCGUGUCAGGCCGCGGUGGGAAGAGGAGAUCAGGAGGAAUGGACUUUGAUGAUGAGGAUGGUGAAGGACCCAGCAAAUUUUCAAGAGAAAACCACAGUGAGAUUGAACGACGCCGGCGUAACAAAAUGACCCAGUACAUCACUGAGCUGUCAGACAUGGUCCCAACCUGUAGUGCCCUGGCCAGAAAGCCCGAUAAGCUAACCAUACUACGUAUGGCGGUCUCCCAUAUGAAGUCCAUGCGGGGGACAGGCAACACUUCUACUGAUGGGGCGUAUAAGCCCUCCUUUCUCACUGAACAGGAACUGAAGCACCUUAUUCUGGAAGCAGCAGACGGCUUCUUGUUUGUGGUGGCGGCAGAGACUGGCCGAGUCAUCUAUGUGUCGGAUUCUGUGACUCCAGUGCUGAACCAUCCCCAGUCAGAGUGGCUUGGCAGUACCCUGUAUGAGCAGGUUCACCCAGAUGAUGUGGACAAGUUGAGAGAACAACUCAGCACUUCAGAAAACUCAAUGACAGGACGAAUUCUGGACCUGAAGACGGGGACUGUAAAGAAGGAAGGGCAGCAGUCUUCCAUGAGGAUGUGUAUGGGCUCCAGGCGCUCCUUUAUCUGCCGCAUGAGGUGUGGAAGUGCGCCACUGGAUCACAUCUCCCUAAAUCGUCUGUCUAACAUGAGGAAAAGAUACAGGAACGGCUUGGGACCAUCCAAAGAAGGAGAGGCUCAAUACUCUGUGGUGCAUUGCACUGGGUACAUCAAAGCCUGGCCCCCUGCAGGCAUGACCAUACCAGAAGAGGAUUCAGAGGCGAGUCAGACAGGAAAAUACUGCCUGGUGGCCAUUGGGAGACUGCAGGUAACCAGCUCUCCAGUCUCCAUGGAUAUGAAUGGCCUGUCAGUUCCAACAGAGUUCCUCUCACGUCAUAACUCCGAUGGUGUCAUCACAUUUGUUGAUCCACGCUGCAUUAACGUCAUUGGUUAUCAACCUCAGGACCUGCUGGGAAAGGACAUUCUGGAGUUUUGCCAUCCUGAGGACCAGAGUCAUUUGAGAGAAAGUUUCCAGCAGGUAGUGAAACUGAAGGGACAGGUGCUGUCUGUCAUGUAUCGUUUCCGAUUGAAAAACAGAGAGUGGAUGCUGAUCAGAACCAGUAGUUUCACCUUCCAGAACCCCUACUCUGACGAGAUAGAGUACAUAAUCUGCACCAAUACCAACGUCAAGCAACUGCAACAGCAACAGGCAGAGUUAGAGGUUCAUCAGAGAGAUGGAAUCACAGCUUAUGAUCUAUCCCAGGUGCCUGUGGCAGGAGUCAGCAGUGGAGUCCACGAUACAGGGAAGACCAUUGAUAAGACAGAGACUCUCUUCUCCCAGGAGAGAGACCCACGCUUUGCUGAAAUGUACACCAGCAUAUCUGGCUCGGGAGACAAGAAGAUGAUGGUUCCCUCUUCUACGGCAGGAGGACAGCCUCUCUACACCCAGAGCUCUCCCUUCCAGCAGGGCCACUCCGCCAAAAGCUUCAGCUCUUCUGUGAUCCAUGUUCCUGGUGUAAAUGACAUCCAGUCCUCAGGGUCAUCCAAUCAGAAUCUAGCUCAGAUUUCUAGACAACUUAAUACAGGCCAGGUAGCUUGGUCAGGCAACCGACCCCCAUUCGCUGGGCAGCCCAGCAAAUCCCAGUCCAGUCCGUUUGGUAUCGGUUCUGGCCACAACUACCAGACUGACCCCGCCUCCUACAGUCCACUAUCGUCUCCGGCAACAUCCUCGCCCAGUGGAAAUGCUUACUCAGGCCUGACAAAUCGCAGCACAGCCUUUGAUGUGUCAGGAGAAAGUGGUCAAAGUGGAGGCCAGUUCCAGGGUCGCCCCAGUGAGGUCUGGUCCCAGUGGCAGAACCAGCAUCAUUCCCAGCAGUCGGGGGAGCAGCACUCACACGCCAACCCCAGCCAGACAGAGGUCUUCCAGGACAUGCUGCCUAUGGCUGGAGAUCCCACCCAGGGGACAGCGAACUACAACAUUGAGGAUUUUGCGGAUCUCGGCAUGUUUCCACCCUUCUCUGAGUAAAGGUUGCCUCUACGACCUACCGAUGGACUUAUGUUUCUUAUGUUUCAUCAAAUUUUUUUUUAAUAAGAGCAGCACUUGGCCACCUUAGAAAAGUUAAUGUCAUAGUAAUUCAUUACUCUUAUCUCCAUAAGACAUUCAUUACUGUUAUCUCAUAGCAAAAUAAUGCUCCAUCUAUAAGGCCUGAAGAAUGAACUGGUGGAUGCCCUCACACCCUAGGGAUUCUGCUUAAUCUUAGUUAGUCGAACCUUUCUCAGCUUGUGAUUGGACGUUGAUGUUCAGGUCACUGUGUGUGUCCUCUAUGCAUUCUGUCAGCAUUCUGAACAGACACAUCUGUCAGAGCUCAUCACCAUCAUUAAGACUGAAUGAAGGAGAACUUACUUUUAGUUUUCUUAAAGAACAAGAGGAAUAUGGAAAACUGUGUAUUACCUUAAAUGUCCAACUCUUCCUACAUGCUAUGAUUUUUACUUUCAAACUGUCCAUCUAAUCUAAAACAUCAAGUUUUUUUUAAAUAUUGCACCAAUCAAUUGAGAUCUAAUACCCAAACAAUUAGAAUGUUUUUUGGAUAUUAGAUCCUGUUCCUGUUCAUUGAAUGUAUCUAUAAUAAAACCUCUUCUAUUUAGAUUGUUUUAGUUCAGUAAUUCUGGUGCUGGUGCUUGGAGAUAGGCACCAGCACACCUCCUGACCCCACUAGGGACAAGGAUAUACAGAAAAUGGAUGGAUGGAUGGAUAGUUCAGCAAAAUCUUAUAAAGGUUACAACAGAUUCUUUGAAGUAAAAAUAGGAAUAAUGUUGCAAUUCUUUCAUUCUCUGUUGAAUUCCAAACUUCUAGCUCCACCAAGGAACCCGCAGAACAUUUUUUCAGUUAUGGUCAGUAUAAAGUUUUCUUCAGCUUUUUUAUUUUUGAAUUAAAUAAAGUUCACCUGAAGGAAGUCGUACCUUUAUAGGCGAAUGCGCAGAACAGAUCUGCGAUUUGUGUCAAUUGUAACUGACAAAAGGCAGGUAGCGUAGCCUUCUAUAAGAAACAAACUUAGUGCACCAAAAGGAAUUUACUAUAUUACAAUAUGUUCACUAUGUAAAUAUUUUAUAAAAUGUUAAAAUGCUACAUUAGAAUUCCUUUUAUAUAUCUUCACUUUAAUUAGACUUCUGACAAGUAGCAGAUCUCAUGAGAAAGGAAAGAUUUUUUUGCCAUUUUCUUUAUAAUGACGACAUUGUGGGUCUUAUGUAUAGUUUUCAACGUCAAAAAUGAAUCUUUCCUCAUCCGUUUUGAAAUACUGUACCACCACAAGCUGUACUACAAUACAAAAAUAAAGGAACUAGCAAUGCAGCGCAGAAGAAAAGCAGCAACAUAAAGUAGUUUUUGCCUUUAUGUUUUACUGUUUAGAGGCAGAACAGCAUUGAACAGAUCGUUGCCUGGAGCGUGGACCAGUCACAGCCUCUCUGGGUUGGUUUAGGGAAAAUAAUGAGCAGAUGUUUUGAUGCACGUCAGACGCCCCAGCUGUCCGUUACGUUAUAAAGGCUUUAAAAGUAAAUUAAAAUCAGCCAAGACAAGUAAAACUUUAAAGACCACUGGAUCUUGGGCUGGUAAAUCCCAAUUGAUGCAGAUUGAACAGUCAAUCUGCAGAUUGACUGUUUAAGUGUCACAAACAAUAAUCAGUAAUAAACUAUAAUCUUUAUUGUCAUGUAAUAAAAUUACAUGGACUAUGACGAAAGUGGGUGAUAAAUAGUGAUAAGUAGAUAAAUAGUACUAGAUGGCAUUUAAUGCUUUUAUGGCUACUGGGUAUAAACUAUUCUUCGGUCUGUUUGUCCUUGCUUCCCGCAGCAGGUGGAACAAACCUUGUCAUCCUCUAAUUCACCUCAAAGUCUUCUUCUCUUUUCACCUGGGAUGAGUGACUGGACCAGUCACCUUUAUUUUCUCAAUGUAUGUCUGUACCUAAAGCCCUUUGAGUUGGAAAAUGAAAAACAAAAACGUGUUAAGAUCACUGACUGCAGAGAGCAGCAGGAGAAGACAAUCCGUUUCCGUCUCCCUGUAAACCUAUGUAGUGAUGUCCUGAUUUUUAGAAAACACUUCAUGCAACAAUAGCAGGAUUAAAUGCAUUUUAAAAAUGAAGAAAUUUUAGUAUACCAUUGCUGAGUUACUGCUUAAAGUGCACUUCAUGACGCUAACUGUUCAUCACACCAGCCUGCUGCCCAGCAGUGUGCAGUAUGUCUGUCUUCAGCUGUCACUGCUUGACUCUAAUUUAUUGUUAUAUAUUUAUCCACCAAAAGGCUGAAUAACUGCUUGCAGUGAAGUAACGUUUACAUGAUGAACUGCAUGUCCUUGACAAAUGGAAUAAACUUUAGACAUCUUUUGCUGAGGAUCUAAAAUUAUUAUUUUUUCAAUAUUGUGACUUUUAUGUCAACUCAUCUUACAUUCACAGAGUACAUUUUUGUGUAAGUCUUAAUGAUACUGUGUAUAAUGUGAGUGUGUAUUUAACUAUUAGUACGUGUUGGUUAGGUAGUAAACUGUACAUUGACUUCUAGACCUGUUUAAACUGUGUAAAUGUGACCCAUUAUUUUGUGUAAAACUGUGCUUGUGACAAUAAAUUCUUGAUUUGGUGGCUUCCAUUAAA